AUGUCCCCUUAUCCCUGGCCGCUGGUGCGUCAUUCACAGAGAGAGCCGCCUUUUGCUAUCCGGACAAAUCACUCACCGCCAUGUACCAGAGUACCUACUUGGUUAUUUACAUAUACACACAUGGUCCCGAAUACAAAAAUAUGCGUGUACGAAGGGUCCCAGCAGCCACUUGACCCCAGCCCAGCAGCACCGCCAUCAAUACACUUUCUAUGUCCCCGGGAACAAGUGGAUGGCUGUUGUUCAUCCGGCACAUAUACGCCCACGAAUGUAAGAAAUGUUUUCCUUCAGCCCUACCUUCUGUUCUCUUCUGUUUCCAUGUUCCAAAAAUACUCCUCUUCUUUUCUCGUACACACAGAGAGGCCUCAGACGAAGCAUAAAGAGUUGGUCGUUCCAAGUCUAUCUGCUUCGCGCACGACCUUUCCAUCACAUCGUGGACCAGUCCAUAUAACCUUCCACGAGGCAAAGGUUUGCGGUCUGGCUACUCGUGCUCAUCCUCUUAUCAGGAGUGUUCGCUCACAGCUGCCAUCCUCAAUACUACCUCCCUCCCUCAUGUCUCCCAGUCUGGAGCCGCGGGGCGACACACCUUUUUAUCUCGUCCCCUAUACCACCCAGUCACCCCUUGCCCACAACCGGCCCGGCUGGCAUCUCAACACGCUAAUCCCAACGAGUGCUCCCAGCGCCGAAGGCUUGCAUAAACGAGCCCGACGACCCCGUCUCGGCCCUUUGCAAAGCUGGUCCCAAAGAAGAGGGAGCGUUAUAAGUCAGCCCUACAACCAGCCAUCAUCCCUUGCCAAUGCAGAGAUUGACGGCCGUGUCGCCGUCAAUAAGCUUCUCAUCCAGCACAGCAUACCCGUAAUGUCCGACCCUACGCAAAACAAUGUACCACCACGUCCCUCGCGUGCGGAGAGAACAACGACGUCGUGUGGAGAGUGCAGGAGGAGGAAGCAAAGAUGCAACCAGGGCCAGCCAUGCAACAACUGCGCGAGAAGAUACCCCCAACCGCUCUGCGAGUACAGGCCCAACAGCAGACGAUCGAGCGCCGUAGCGGCGGCGGCAGCAGCAGCGGGAGCAACACACCCGCCUGCCUUCUCCAUCUCCAUUCUACCACCACCUCUGAGCCCUGGUCUUUAUGGGGUCGAAAACAUCAGGCCCUCUUCGAUACCCCCAAGGCAGCCUUCUCCUCUCGCUUCGCCAUGGCCCAGAACGCCAGGGCAAGAGGUAACGGGUCCUCUUGCUGGCUGGCCCGGAUUCGACACACUGGGACACUCUCCCACGGCACCGUCAACUCCCCAGUACGCCUGGAGCACUGAUCGCAGCUUUCUCUACUCCCACUUAUCAGCCUGCGAAGAAGGCUGUACGCAACACGCCGCGGCUGUCCAUGGUGUCGUCAAAACCCUUCGUGCCUACUACCCAGGAGGGCAGGGGCUUCAUCCGUGGGGAGGGGGGGGAUGGGACUCGGAAAGCAGCGGGUGGGCAAACAACUCACCCCUACCUCCGAGCAUGUCUGGCGACAGCAACAUACCAUGGGGCAUAGCCAGGCACCCGCCUAUUCUAGAGGAUGCUGAUCUGUUUGCGGUCUAUAUAAACCUCAUUUCCCAGUUCAAGGCAUCGUUAGAUGGGAACCCAGAUGCGUCGAACCCCUACAUCAAGUAUUAUGUUCCAUACUGUAUUCAGUCGCGGCUCCUACAGCGUGUCGGUGUCUACACAGCUGCCUGUUUCCUCGCCGAUUCUGGACAUGUUGAUCUCACGGCGGCCAUGGCGCAGAAAAGCCAAGUAUUUGAGCUCGUCAACAUGCAUCUCAGCUCGCAACUGUCUACCAGCGACGAGGGGAUCACGGGUGUCGUUCAGCUUGUUCUCAACGAGUGGCACUGGGGAAACGAAGGCGACUUGCGUGCCCACUUGAGCGGCUUGCGAGAGAUGAUCAGGGUCCGAGGCGGAUUUCGUACCCUGGGUUUACACGGGCUGAUCAGCAAGCUUGCCAUCACAGCCGAUGUGGCCAUUGCCUUAUCCUCUGAAACGGCCCCUUUCCUGCGUGGCGGUGCCGAGUUUGAGUUCCGUGACAACAGUCAUGUGCCGCUGCGUCUGCCGCUCAACACACCUUUUAUCCCCAAACUCGCAACUUUUGCAUCCUGUGGCGAAGCCCUUCGCACCCACGGCGCCGUGGCCUCUAUCCUCGACGACAUGCGGUUCCUCCUUGCCGCCGUCCUUGCGCUGCCCGCAGAGCCGACAGCGAAAGAGCUCCAAAAAGUGCAUACGACAUCAGGAUGGAUCCACGAAAGAAUGGUGAACCUCUCCGUGGAGGGCCCGGCGCUACGUCGCCUGUCCACUGCCGCAGCCGCGGCGUCUCCUGCCCCGUCAUCAGCCGCCAGCACCACUUCAGCAACGUUUAGCCCAUUAGACACCAUGCCUAGUCCAGAACUGGGAGACGACUACCACAGCAGCACCAGGGGUCGGCCUCUUGGUCUGAAGCAGCAGCAACACUCUCCACUUCCUGUUCGUCCCAUGCAACUGCCAGGCGACGAACACUCCAGCGUGCUGCGCCUCGACGGCUCACCAUCGCCAGCCCGAGCUGCAGCCUCGUCCACACACUCCACGGCGAUGAUGCCGUCGGAUCCUCCAGAUUACAUCUACCAGUCGGUCCGGCUCGCCGCCAUCCUCUACAGCCGGGCCAUCAUGCUCCGCCGUCCCUUCAAGCAGAUUGUAACACCGGCGGAGCACCUACAACUUUGGAGGACCACAUGGAAGGUGCCGCUGUCCACGUGGCGGUCCCUCCUCGGGGUGUUCAACUGGAUUCUGCUGCCUCUUGUAUCGUCGUCGAGCACCCAGGAACAGGACUCGAACAACCACGGGCACUUUGUCAAGGGCAUGCUGAACGUAAGCUUGCUGCAAAUCGGGAUGGAGAACUGGGAGCUGUGCGGCGGGGUUAUGGACGCGUCCGUGGGCCUGCAGAGGUGGUUGUCAGGGAGCGGAGUUGAAGCUGGGGACGGUGGCAACGAGGGUCAAAAAGAUGAUGGGGCGGAGAUGGAGAAACGGGGGGGGGAGAAAUCGGAUAGGGGGCAGGGACCGAAGGACAAGGGCAAGCAGGUUGCCGGGUGA
Messenger RNA from Podospora anserina S mat+, 3096 nucleotides. RefSeq lists its product as uncharacterized. Gene Ontology annotation, molecular function: DNA-binding transcription factor activity, RNA polymerase II-specific; zinc ion binding. The transcript is spliced from 6 exons. Lineage: Eukaryota; Fungi; Ascomycota; Sordariomycetes; Sordariales; Podosporaceae. The coding region runs from base 1 to 3096 and encodes 1031 amino acids. Gene Ontology annotation, biological process: regulation of DNA-templated transcription. The record is from RefSeq and is a predicted model, not a curated record.